Argiope bruennichi is the source of this 442-nucleotide messenger RNA. RefSeq names its product venom peptide SjAPI-2-like. Bases 80 to 328 code for a protein of 82 amino acids. The transcript is spliced from 2 exons. Lineage: Eukaryota; Metazoa; Arthropoda; Arachnida; Araneae; Araneidae. The record is from RefSeq and is a predicted model, not a curated record.
ACUUUGCAUUUUAAAAGAAACAUCAGGGAAGAAGAAAAUACACAACCACUGUUGUAAAUAACUCUGAAAUUGAGACAUAAUGAAGUGGCUCCUGGUCAGUUCUCUUCUUGUCUUCGGGUUGCUUGCUUCUAUAAAUGCCCAGUGUCCACCGAACGAGCAUUUCGAGCAAUGUGGAACAGCCUGCCCAAGAAAUUGUCAAAACAUCAGGAGACCCCCAGGACCGUGUAUUACGGCGUGCCGAAGGGGUUGCUUCUGCAACAACAAUCUCGUCAGAGAAUUUAGUGGUAGAGGCGCUCGAUGCAUACCACCGAAUCGUUGUCCACGAUAAAUUACUGAAGCAACGUUAAUCGCCGUUUUUUCACUAAAAGAACUGAUAAAAGUUUAAUAAAAUUAUUGAGCCUUUUAAAACAAGAUGCAUGUUUUCCAUUGUGCAAUAAUUGAU